CAACCACUUUGUCAAACUCAUCGAUCUGCACCACUAGAAACCUUUCGAGCUUCAGUGACGUGACCUCUGUCAUUGGUUCACUGCAGUUAUAUUUUUUGCUGAUCCGUAUUCGUACGUAUAUUUGUCAUUCCAGAAUAUAUCUGUUCGAGAGAACGUAAACGUGCUGAACGAUGAGCAGUUGGUUGACGCGACUGAUAUUUGCGAUACUUUCGAUUGCUCAGAUCGUUAAGGCUGAGACGUGCUUGAGUCAGGCGCAGUUAGCUGGCAUUGUGUUUGGUGCAUCGCUGAUCACUCUUUUAUUGGCCAUUCUCAUUGCAUUCGUACUCUGGAGAUUCACACGUGCCAAACGAAAAGAUGAGAGCAUAAUAAUAGUUGAACAAGCACCAGAAAAAGCGGCUUAUGAAAAUGGAGCACUUGAAAUGGAAAACAAGGCCACUGAGCCGAUGCCUCGUCAGCUGAUUGAUAAGAUGACCUCUUGCCAUUCGUUAAGACAGAAGAAUCGUCUGCAGAAUAUACAACGGUUACACAGUCAACGGUCGCGAUCUUCUGAAUCACUUGAUAAGCUGAAGGAACUGAAACGAUUGGCGGCAGAGUUGCACGAUAUGCGUCCUCUAGGAUUUAACAUUCUACAAUCGGAUGGCUACAUUUGUGUUGGCGGCAUCCAGAAAAAUGGACCAGCCGAGAAAUCCGGCAAUAUGUUCCAUGGCGAUCGAAUAAAAGCGAUUAAUGUUUCUUUCGAUGGAAUUCUUCUUGAAGAUGCAAUCAGUCUGCUCAGCUGUGCUGCACCAUAUAAGAUGAAACUUGAGCUCGAAAGGACAAUCGUGAAGCAUGAAAUGACGAAUGAUGAACCUGAAAUAUCGCAACCAGUUAAGAGCAUACAGCACCAGCCAUUCAGAAGCACUUCUCUCACGAAUCUCACCGAAGAAGAUUCCAGGCAUUCUGCUGCUCCCUCACCUACACUCACCACUCCAACAGAAUCGUCGCGUGAUUCUUACCCUGAAUCAUCGUCACCAACAGCGUCACUAUGCGCUCAAUCCUCAUCAACCACUUUGCCGAUUUCAUCAAUGUUUGAUAAAGAAUUGAUCAGUGGUGCAUCGAGUUUCGAUAGCGGCUCGUCCAGCAGCGAUCGUCGCAGCACAAGCUCCACUCCACCCGCUCUGCCCACCAGUCCUCCACCGAGUUUGCCUACCGUUCCACCACCUUCAGACGACGACGAAGAGAUGACACUCAAGAUUGUCACCCCACCACCCGCAGUACCUCCAAAACCGAAACCACCAUCACCGCAAAAAGUUUCUCGACUCCCAAUACCAAAAUAUUCCCCAAAAAUGGUCAUGAAAAUUGAAGAGGUUCAACGCAAUGGUAUCGACGACUUUGUUGAGAUGUUCAUAUGUGAGCCUCUCAAAAGCCUGACUGAAUCAUUUCAGGUAUCACGUUUCUCGUUCGCCAAACCGACUUUAACCGUCAAUCAUGCUGGCGGCAAUGCCAAAGUUGAGUUUUGCGAGCGUUUCGAACCAAAACGCAACUCAGUUUUAGCGGAGUUUAAAGAAAAUCAGAAUGCCGAUAAAACUCGGCAGUUGAAUGGCGAAAGGAAUGGUGAAUUAUUGAAAACAAUAAGACAGGAUAAAGAGUUUGAUUCGGUUACAAAGCCGCCGAGGAUCGUCGGGAUGAUUGUUGAGAAAUUUGAAGCCGAAGAAACACCAAAAAUCGUUGAACGGAAGUUACCUCCUCUACCCGAAAUGAUCGAUAUUCCUGUUGUUGUGCUGCCCGAAGUGAAGAAUGGUGCCGCUUUGUAUCUUGAAAAGAAAGAUGCACUGCGUAGAACAAGUAUACCGCCACGAACUGAUGGAAGAUAUUCCACUUUCAGGGAUGUGACCCUGGCGAAGGAACAACGAGAUCGUUUGGAUGCGAACCGAUGCCUACUUGAACGACAGCAGGAAGAAUUGAGGGCACUUGGUAUAAUACCAUAG
Molecule: messenger RNA, 1967 nt
Organism: Anisakis simplex (herring worm)
Lineage: Eukaryota; Metazoa; Nematoda; Chromadorea; Rhabditida; Anisakidae
Source: the annotation of a GenBank genome assembly